AUGUCUCACAGGGAGUCGCCUCCGCCGCCCUCGCCACCUCCGCAGCUGCUGGGAGUGCGGAGUGGAGAGGUGGAGCGCGAGGACCGUCCGGAGCGUGCCGAGCCGCUGUCCGACGCCGAGAGGGAGAUCAUCCAGGACACGUGGGGGCACGUCUACAAGAACUGCGAGGACGUGGGGGUGUCUGUGCUCAUAAGGUUCUUUAUCAACUUUCCAUCGGCCAAACAGUACUUCAGCCAAUUCCAGGACAUGGAGGAUCCAGAGGAGAUGGAACGAAGCUGCCAACUUCGGCAGCAUGCCUGCAGGGUGAUGAAUGCCAUCAAUACCGUGGUGGAGAACCUCCAUGACCCAGAGAAGGUGUCAGCAGUGUUGGCUCUGGUGGGAAAGGCCCAUGCCAUCAAACACAAGGUGGAACCCAUGUACUUCAAGAUCCUGAGUGGUGUGAUACUUGAGGUGAUGUCUGAAGAAUUCCCUGAGUUUUUCCCGACAGAGGUGCAGAUGGUGUGGGCCAAACUGAUGGCGGCGGUGUACUGGCAUGUGACAGGUGCCUACACAGACGUGGGCUGGCUCCAGGUCUCCAGCUCAGCGGUGUGAAGAGCUUGGAAGAAGAGGGGGUGCAAAGCCUUCAUUGCUGUGGAGUUUCUACACCAACAUUCCCAGAGAUCACUUGGACACAAAACAAUGUAGCCAGACAACAUUUUACUUCUACUUUAAUGAAGUUCUAGCCAGUGUAAAGUGGUACUUUUGUCUGUGUUUUUAGCCAUGGAGGCUAUCACUGCUAAUGCUAACUAUCACAUUCUUCUUCAUUGAGAAACAAACGACUGUUGCUGCCAACACAUAUCAUCAUUUGACCCAUCACGAAGCCUCUUAGUUAUUGUUACUAGGCCUGUCAAAGUUUCCAAACUAGUCACUUGUACAGUUUACAAACGUAAUGGUGUCAAAUUGUCACUCACAAUUCCUGGUCAACUUUGAAACAAUGGCUCCUUCAUUUCAGACAGAUGUACGCUUUCCAUUUCCAGCUACAACAACUGUCAAAACAACAGUUUUGUAUCAACUAUUGCUAGCUUGCUAAUUAAUGUGAGCCAAGUAAUAUAUUUGAUAACGCUAUUUCCAACCAACUUAUUGAUCAAUCAGGCCAUGUAACAGCAAAAUCAUAUUAUGCUCAAGGACCAAAAGUAAAAACAUCCUCACCAUGAAACUAUGUAGGCUACAACACAUGUAGACAACGGUGGAGCAUUGCUAUUGUGACACAGCUAUGUACAGUAGUUAUAUCAUUAUGGUACAAUAUGAUCGUUAAAGAUGUGAAGAAAAAUACAAUAUUAUGGACAGUUUUCUAAAGGAAAUGUAAAGGCGCUGAGGUAGGUUAUAUGUAAUAAGCUAGUUAGCCACAUAUGCUAACAUUUUCAGUUUAACACCCUCUUGAAUCUACUGCACUAUUUAAACUUUUGGUGUUGUGCUUUUGUUUGAAAAAAAGGAAACAGCACCCUCCAAACUCAUGAAUACCAUCCUGUAAAUUGAUCUUUGCUGCAGCUUCAUACGGACCGCUUAAGCAUGUGGAGAAAUCUAAAGCUGCGUGUUGUUACAGAUAAGCUAACGUUCUGUAGGGCUAACGCUUUUCAGGGUACGGUUUAAUGAACGGUCAUCCGGGGAUAGCAGACAUCUAUUUAUACAAAAACGUCGCAGAUUAUUACUUUACAGAGUUACUGUUUUGAGAGAAACAUCUUCAGGCAAAGCCACACAUAUGAAUACACCUCAUGAUAUUUUGAAAAAGAGAUUAAGAAGUGUUGUAGACAGGAAGUCAUUUUUCAGCUCUGAGAUGAGGGAUGUUGGAGCCCCAGCUGUGGGACCAUGGAGCUGCUGACUGUUAAUAGAUUAUAUUUGUGUCCUACUACAGUAUAUCCUCAUGUUUAAGGGACCUGUAGCCCUUUCUCUCUAUAUUGAUGCAUUGCGUGCUCUUAAUGUCUUGUUUAACUUUACCAAGCUGUUGUUUGUAUAAGUGUACAGUGGGCAAGUGUGCAUAUUCUUCUUCCUUCGUUUACAACUCAUUGACACGUCGUGGCUGCUGACGUGUCUUAGAGGGCUGUUUUUUUUUCUUUGCUAAAAGUCUCGGUCUGGCAACAAUGCUUUUAAAUGUCUUCUUGCCGAUCACUGUCAUUACACAAACAUUGGAAAAAGUGCGUCGGAAAAAUAUCAGCGGGUGGACACAAUCAGCAGCCGCACAAGGACACGCUCACACACAUGCUAUAAAGACCUCCCCUGUGCUAAUAUUUAGAGGACUGUCGGUUGGUUUACCUCUUCUAAACCCCAUCAGAGAGACGCAAGGCAUUAACGGCUCCAUUAAGGGCUUUAGCAAGUCACUCUGGAGGUCUACGUUAAAAACAAGUCAGCUUAAGAAGUGCAAUCAGUCCAUUUCCUUAGAUCUCUGAUCCAUCUAACACAAUAAAUUACAACCAAAUACAUCCAAAUACAUGAAAUGCAUUGCACAAAUUGUACUGCCUCUGCUCUGACAUGAACAGGAUGCUUUCUUCAUUUUUGACAUGGGGAAUGUUGGAAGCCUCACAGUUUCUCUCUAAACUCACAUGCAGCAUACUCAGUUGCCCCUCCUCAAACCUGCUGCAUACUGUCAAACUAACUCCCUUUACCUGACUGUUUAUAACAUCCUCCUCUUGUCACCGGCGGUUCAGUAAUCAGAGACUUUGGACUGCAUGCACUCCGGCUAGCUGUCCCCAUCUGUGAGUCUCUCUGGUCAAUUCCCAAACAUACACGGAAAAUCUGUUUAGGAUGGAUAUUUGAUCCAAUCUUCAGUUUGCAUCUGCGCCACUGACGUCCUGUAUCUCCCAUCUGACCCCUUGGCAUCGGCAUCUGGCUUUAAUGAGGAAGUAAUGAGUCUCCUCUCCUCCUCAUUUGGUCAUUCAUCUACUGUAACUUCCCGUUGCCUCCGUUAGAGCCGCGUCACUGACCAAAAACAAUUAUGACUGGACAGAUGGUCAUAAACACUGCACCGCGCCAUUCAUGAUACUUCUUUCUAAAAAUGUCUUUCAUUCACUUGACAUAAUGUUUUAAUUGACUUCCUGAAAGUAUUAAUGACAUGUCAUGCCUCGCCUUAGACCUGGUGUUUCCAAACCUUUCCUGUCAAGCUUCCCUUUGGAAGGCAGACAAAUUCAUGACCAUUCAGUUCUGCAUUUUUCUUAUUGGUCUCUUUCAUGCAAAUGUAAGAAAAAUAAACAGUAAACUCAAAGACAAGAAAUACUUAUAAUAUUAAUAUUCAUUUUGGAUUGGACUGAUGUGUUCAUCUCGCCAUUGAAUGGCAUUAUAGUUUAAUUUACUUCUGUGUUUGGAAGGCAAAGUGUCUUGUUAUCUUGAUAUUAGAGUAAGAUAAGGAUAUAAUUAAGCUGCUAUAGAAAAUAAUCCUGAGCUAAAAAGAUAAUUUAACUUGUGAUCAUGAUAACCGGAUAACAACAAUAAUUGCAACCACAGCCUGGCUUCCGUCUCGGUAAAAACUGUCUGUUUCCAGUCAAAAUAAGUUUACUAAGAGCUCUCAUUAAACAAGUUUAUUUUAAAGUUCAACUGGAGAGCCGUAAGCUAAUAAAUGGAUAGCUUACUGUGACUCCUGUGUUUGACUCAAAGGAGUCAAACAAACCUCAAAGUGAGCUAUUUCCACUUUCACUCAAAGAGCUCAGAAGGCAGUAAAGCUGUUGUCAGCCAUAAAUAUUCCAUUUUCAAAAUACACACCAGUCCUAUUCUUUGCAUUUCUUCUGCUGUCGGCGUCCCUCUGAGGUCAGACCUCAAGCAGCUCCGGGGUUCAGGAGUAUUUUUGUUCCCCCGACAUCUUGUUUAUUAAACACUUUGUGGCGUGAAACAUGUCUGCAAACACACAGACGGAUAUGUGCUGUUGCUCUGGCUAAACUGCAGGAUUCGUGUCCCUUUUCGUCUUUAAGUAGCACACACACACACACACACACCAGAUAAUUAUGUGCAAACACAUCCUAAUAACGCUCAGUCGCUUUCUUUAUCACUUUUCACACACACACACACACACACACACACAUAUGGUCUUGCAUUUAAUGGGAGAGUUGGGCGUGUCCUUGCAUGCCAAGUGUUCUACAGACACACCUAAUCCAAUAUAAAUUUGUAAUCAUUUUAAGACAAACAAUUUGACAAAUUUGGCUCAUCAAAUAAUUUCCCACAUUCAUUCUCAAAUAAGGGCAUCACAGCAUAUGUGUAUUUUGUUGUGCAAUGUUUCUGUCUAUAUAUCAGUUUAAAAGUUAGGACUUUAUAUUUUUCUAAAUAUAUAUCUAUGAGAAGGAUUCUAUGUAUUUGAAUACUCUAUAUGAAUAUGUCAUUGUGUACUGCGUUGUUGGUGGGAGCGAAUUCAGUGGCUUUGUAGUGUUUUGAGCAUGUUUGCACAACCUACCACAUACUUGUACCUCCACAGACCUGGGGGAAAUGAAUCAUGACCGUCAAUAAAAUAUACUUGUAAAUUUG
Molecule: messenger RNA, 4482 nt
Organism: Pseudoliparis swirei
Lineage: Eukaryota; Metazoa; Chordata; Actinopteri; Perciformes; Liparidae
Gene: cygb2
Product: cytoglobin 2
Exons: 4
Coding region: 1-591 (196 amino acids)
Biological process (GO): oxygen transport
Molecular function (GO): oxygen binding; heme binding; iron ion binding
Source: RefSeq, a predicted model, not a curated record